AUGGCUCACCCAGAGACUAUCGUCGUGAUCGGUGCAGGUGUCAUCGGACUAUCAACCGCUCUCCGCAUCCAGCAACAACUUUCUCCAUCGCAGUCUGUGCUUCUCGUAGCCAGAGAAUUCCCCUCCAAUGAAUCGAUCAACUACGCAUCGCCUUGGGCCGGCGCACAUUAUCGACCCGUCCCAGGCUCGUCUCCACAGGUCCUCAGAGAAGCAAACCAAGCAGAGCGAACAUACAAAUACCUCAAACGAGUAGCUGCCGAUGAGCCGGGCGCCGGAAUCAAGUUUCUUAAAGGCAUCGAGCACCUCGAAGCACCACCUGCCGAAUACUCUGAUCCCCAGAGUUUGCGCAAUGUAUAUGCCAGCAUGGAUGAUUUCCGACACCUAACAAAGGACGAGCUGCCUGUCGGUGUGAAAUGGGGUGUCGAGUACGAGACAUGGGUGAUUAACUCCCCAGUAUACUGCGCGCAUAUCCUGCGCAAACUUAUCCUCAAGGGUGGCCGGACGAAGCAGUAUACACUCGCCAACGUGAAGGAGGCCUUUUCUCUCGCGCAAAACGUAAGAACGGUGGUCAACUGCUCCGGACUGGGCUUUGACGACCCUGAAUCUUUUAUCAUCAGAGUACGCAACCCCGUCUCUGCAACAAUUACCCGCCAAAAUACAGAUGGUUCCUGGUCCUUCUGUAUCCCUCGCCCUCUGGACGGGGGAACUAUCAUCGGGGGUACCAAACAACCCCAUGAAUGGGAUCCCAAACCCUCCCCAGAGAUCAGGGCCCGACUUCUUGCCAACGCAAGUAAAUGGUUCCCCUUCAUCCCGGAAGGCGGAGGCCAGUUUGACGUCAUUCGUGACAUUGUGGGACGCCGACCUGCUCGCCAAGGUGGGGUGAGGAUGGAGGUGGAGAAGUUGGCCGAUGGCAAGAACAUAGUUCAUGCCUACGGGGCUGGCGGGCGGGGGUUUGAGAUCUCUUGGGGUGUUGCGGAGGACACAACGGGGCUGAUGCUGGAAAAUGGACUGCUCCAGGCUAGAGCAGCAUUAUAG
Molecule: messenger RNA, 1035 nt
Organism: Penicillium manginii
Lineage: Eukaryota; Fungi; Ascomycota; Eurotiomycetes; Eurotiales; Aspergillaceae
Product: FAD-dependent oxidoreductase
Exons: 3
Coding region: 1-1035 (344 amino acids)
Molecular function (GO): FAD binding; D-amino-acid oxidase activity
Source: RefSeq, a predicted model, not a curated record